CGGCGGUGACUAAAGAUUCUUUGAGUGGGCGUGUCAAGCAUUCUGAUCUGGCCAACGUGUAUAUUGCAGGAGCUGGUAAAUGCACAAGGACCUGUCUGGUGCGCAUUUGCUGGGAUUGACUAGUACCAUUCUCCAUGUGCCAUAUGCCAUGGACAGAAAAUUAGGGCAGACUCAGGUAUUGACAAUUCACCUAAGCACUCAACCUCGUGGGAGCCGCUCCUCCCGCUCUCUGUCCACAGAAUUCUCACCUUGCUCUUGCCACAUCGCCAUCAUCACACAAAGCAUCGCCGUCCCAUCAUGUCGCUCGUCACACAGACAAUAACUGACACCACCACCGCACUUGCUUCGACAGUGAUCGUUGGCGCUCUCACAACGACCGUCACUAGCCAUAUUUCCACCACAGUACUGGCAACGUUCGGUCAAACAGUCACCAUCACCUCACCACCAGCAUCGCCACCACUUGCACCGACCACCAAAUACACCCCAAGUACUGUUGCGACCGAGACCUCAAUCGUCACGCUCACCGAAAUUGACAUCUUCCUUCAAAACACGCAAGGCAGCAUCUACUCAACAUGGGUUGUACCGUUCACACCUACCUCAAAUGCAGCCGGACCAUCCUCGAGCCCAACGGUUAUCGUGUAUGUUGUAGAGCCAAAACAAGGUGGUUGGCAUACUUGGUCGGCGGGAGCGAAGGCGGGUCUGAUUGUUGGAGUUGUUCUAGCAGGUUUACUGCUUUUGGGGAUGCUCAUAUGGUGCUGUUGCCGGAGGUCCAAUGUUUGGUUCGUUCACGGUUGGCCAUGGUCGAGGCCGCUUGAUGCUGCGCCGCCACCGAAUAUGGGCCCUUCGAUCGUGCAGCCUACCAUGGUCAAUGGGCCUCUCAUGCCAUACGUCCAACCUCAUCCAGGAUACGCAUAGGGCUAUGGAAUGGGGCUAAGAGGAGGUGGUGGGAAUCAUGAAGACUGAGAGCAGUUUGCACAAGCCGGAGGGGCCGUUU
Molecule: messenger RNA, 994 nt
Organism: Exophiala viscosa
Lineage: Eukaryota; Fungi; Ascomycota; Eurotiomycetes; Chaetothyriales; Herpotrichiellaceae
Exons: 1
Coding region: 298-915 (205 amino acids)
Source: RefSeq, a predicted model, not a curated record